This is a messenger RNA of Tigriopus californicus, 2145 nucleotides long. RefSeq names its product F-box and leucine-rich repeat protein 13-like. Gene Ontology annotation, molecular function: protein binding. Gene Ontology annotation, cellular component: SCF ubiquitin ligase complex. The record is from RefSeq and is a predicted model, not a curated record. The coding region runs from base 154 to 2091 and encodes 645 amino acids. Lineage: Eukaryota; Metazoa; Arthropoda; Copepoda; Harpacticoida; Harpacticidae. The transcript is spliced from 2 exons. Gene Ontology annotation, biological process: SCF-dependent proteasomal ubiquitin-dependent protein catabolic process.
AAGGGGCGCCGCUCCUCCCAUCUUGCUUACAUCAUCCAUCCAUCCAUCAUCGAUUGAGUCACUGACAAUCUCUUCCGUUUGUCAAUCAGGAUUGUUGCAUGUAAGGCCUUAUCCAACCCAAUUUGCUACACUCUUUUAGUCGUUCUCUUGGCUAUGGCUACAUGUGACACCCCUCCUCCAUUGCCGGAGGAACUACUCGUCAAGAUCUUUGGGUACCUAAAUCUGAACGAUGUGCUGGAAUGUAGUCUAGUGAACCGACAUUGGUAUCGUGCCACGCAUACUCAAGGCCUUCAUCGACGCACUUGGCUCCGAUUUCGAAACCAGUUGGAUUUAACGGAGGGAUUUCCUCGUGUGACCGCCCCUCAUUUAUGGGCCUUCACAAAGAUCCAUCUUCAAGGCAUUGCGCUAAAUUACAAUGAAGGCGGCUCAUGGGUUCACAUGUGGAGCCAGAUCAUGCCCAGACUGAGUUCACUCGUCUUGGAGAAGGUGGAGGCUUCGCCCAAUGAUUUGGUGGCCAUUCUCAAAUGGGGCCAUAAUUUGCGGGAAAUCGGCCUGAUUAAUCUAAGAGACGUAUUUAUGUCGGGUACAAUUCUAGAAAGCAAGCUCGAGCGAUCCUGCUUAAAUGGCGUAUUAACCAAAGUCACGACCUUAGAUCUGGCGCAUAACUCAUUUCUGUCUGAUGUGGUUUUUGAGCGGAUGAUGGAAUGCGUGCCCAAUCUAGCUCAUCUAUCGCUCCGUAAAUGCCCGAUUCUCAAGACACCAAUGGGACCUGCCUCUGAGAAGAAACCCAAUCGGUCGGUGCUCACCUUCUCGGUUUUGCUGGAAUUCAUUCGGAAACAGGCUCAGCGGCUCCAAUCGUUGGAUUUGGUGGACACAAACCUAGAUGGCAUGAGAUUGCAAGACAUUGCCGAGGUUGAUAACCUUAACCUGAGAACGGUUAAACUGGCCAAGAAUCCGAUCUCGCAAGAAGGAGUGCUUCAUUUGGUUCGGUGCCAAAAGAGCCUGACCUCAUUGGAUUUGGAUCAAUGCCGCCGCGUCUUUCUGGACUAUCCAGCCACAUCGUUGCAAAUAUUUCAAGAGAUGGAACAGAUUCAAGAUCUUAACCUCAGGUUACUCUCGAUUCCCAAGGGAUUGGACACUUGCUUGUCCAAAUUGCAUAAUCUAGUGCGUUUAGAUUGUACUGCGUUGGAUUCAUCGAGCAAACAUCUACGCAAAGGCUUGGCCUCGAGCAAAAGCCAAAAGUCACUCAGGUCACUCAAUGUCAGCUCCUUCAUGAGCUCGCCGGAGAAUUUUCGAGCCAUCUUGUCGCUUUUCCCUAAUUUGGAGGAAUUCAGUGCGGAAAAUUGUCAAGAGGCUAUGGUUGAUGCAUGUUUGCACACUCUCUUGGAAACAUGUCCCAAAAUAAAGGCUCUCAAUAUCGGCUCGUGCCCACGUUUAAGUGACCUUGGCUUCUGUGGGCUCGCCAAGGCAGACCAAGUAUCCUUUGUCGGACCCAUCGAAUGCAUGAAGCUAGAUGGCAAAAUAUUUUUGGGCACCUCGGCGGAAGGAGAAGUCAUCAACGACGCAGCCCGAAUGAGUACUGCUCGUACUUUAGCUGAAACGUGUCAUGACUGGACCGACAUGGCGAAAUUGGACAAGCUUAGCCAUUUGGAACGGCUCACCCUUUGUAACAGCGAUAUCACUGAUAUUUCGAUCCAGCGUGCCUUCAAUUUCUUCUGCUUGAGAGAAAUUAAUUUGAGCAAAUGCCUUUUCAUCUCGGACACGGGAUUUAUCAUGCUCUCCGAACGAAAUCCUUCAUUAGAAGUGGUCGAUAUCAGUCAAACAUCCAUCACAGACUCGGGGCUAGUCGGCUGUGUGCAAGCUCUUCGAAGAUUAGUUAAGUUAAACGUGUCACAGUGUCGUUCACUCACUUCUUCCGGGAUUUUGCAAUUGGCGCAAUUUUCAACUCGCCUCCGAAAUUUGGACGUCUCAUUAUGUCCGAAAAUAAAAACAGAAACCAUAGACGAUCUUCAAAGCAGACUACCCCGGUUACGAAACGUCAAGAUUCGUGGCCUCGAAAUAUUGGAAUGCAUUCAGACCUUUGAAGACUAGAUACACUAAUGCCCGCCCACCUCCUCAGCAGUGGUCUUUUUCUUCUGCUUUCAG